CUUGCACAACUUUGUCUUUCGACUCAGCCCUCGUUUGUUGCUGCCAAGACCCCCAUCGGUAACAGGGAUGUCUAAGAGGAAAGUUCAGUUUGCUGACGAUGAGGAGAAGGAGGAGUUUGAUUUCGAGUCCGAGCUGGGAGCGGAAGGCGCUGAUCAUGCCCCGCGUUUCAAAGGAAAACAUUCGCUGGACAGUGAUGAGGAAGAUGCAGACGUGAAGGAAGAUCAGUACAAUGUUCUGGCUGAAGAUGAUAUUGAAGGUCAGGAAGAUGCAACAAUAGACUAUGAUGAAGGAGUGAAGAUUACACCAUUUAACAUGAUAGAGGAGAUGGAAGAAGGGCAUUUCGACAAGCAUGGGAUGUAUAUCUUUGAGAAAACCAAGGAUAACAUCAAGGAUCACUGGAUGGACAACAUAGACUGGGUGAGAGUAAAGGAGAGAUCCAAAGGGGAGACAAGUGGAACUGGAGACAUGGACAACGACGACGAUAAUGAUAGUGAUUACUGGGAUAUCAAAGACGAAAACAAGGCACAGAUUUACGAGAAAAUGAUAGAGGUGGUAAAGCCUGGAGAAACCAUUGCCAAGGCCCUGAGGCGUCUGGGAGGUGGAACAAAAUCCAUGACAGCAAGUCAAAGAUGGAAAGCCAAAAAACAGAAAAUGGCUGCCGGAGAUUCUAAGGGAGAUAACCCAGAAGACAAAGCCAUGUUCCUGAAACUGACAGGAUUGGCUGAUGACCUGGUGUCAGCUGGUGUAAUGGACAUUUAUGAGGCCACGUAUGAGAAACUCGUUUUUACGCUGAAGUCUUUAAAGGGAGAAAAGAAGGAAACCAGAUUACCUGAAGGUGCGAAUGAUGAUGAUGCCUUAGAUAUGUUUGCAGACAACUUUGAUAACAAAGAUUCUAAAGACAGCAAAGGAGAAAGUAAUGCAGCUGAUAAAGCUGACACUGAAAAAUCUUCAAAUGACAAACCCGAGGAAUCAUCUGAGGUAAUGUGGAUGUACAAGUGGGAGGAGAGAGAAGAUUGUGAGCUUCAUGGACCAUUCUCCAGCUCACAGAUGCUCCACUGGGCUGACGAGGGCUACUUUGGCAAGGGCGUAUUGUGCAAGAAGGUCGGCUCAGACGGACAAUUUUACAGCUCCAAGAGAAUUGACUUUGAUCUCUACACUUGAAUGAGACUGCGUGUUGAUGCAUUAUUCAGAGGCAGACAUUUAUGUUAACUUUGUCCUCUGUUGUUAUGUCACAACUAAA
This is a messenger RNA of Liolophura sinensis, 1241 nucleotides long. RefSeq names its product CD2 antigen cytoplasmic tail-binding protein 2 homolog. The transcript is spliced from 4 exons. Bases 68 to 1162 code for a protein of 364 amino acids. Gene Ontology annotation, cellular component: U5 snRNP. Lineage: Eukaryota; Metazoa; Mollusca; Polyplacophora; Chitonida; Chitonidae. Gene Ontology annotation, molecular function: protein binding. The record is from RefSeq and is a predicted model, not a curated record.